Wyeomyia smithii (pitcher-plant mosquito) is the source of this 1347-nucleotide messenger RNA. RefSeq names its product putative odorant receptor 92a. The transcript has 6 exons. Gene Ontology annotation, cellular component: plasma membrane. Bases 1 to 1179 code for a protein of 392 amino acids. Gene Ontology annotation, molecular function: odorant binding; olfactory receptor activity. Gene Ontology annotation, biological process: sensory perception of smell; detection of chemical stimulus involved in sensory perception of smell. Lineage: Eukaryota; Metazoa; Arthropoda; Insecta; Diptera; Culicidae. The record is from RefSeq and is a predicted model, not a curated record.
AUGGAACGCUUUAAGUUGCAUUUUGCCAAAAUCAAACGAAUUUUCAAAGAGCAGGAAUACCCGGACAUGAUCUGCAUUCAAUUUUCCCUUAACAUAUUAACUUUCCUUGGACAAUGGCGACAUCAGCAACAAACCAGGCGCUACCGUGUCUAUUUUUAUUUGGUAAAUGUUGGAAUGUUCCUCCACGCUUGUACACUCUUGUGGGAUUGGAUGGAUAUCUAUAACGAUUUAAUAGCGUUGGGCGACAACUUGUGUGUGUCGUCGGGAGUUGUGUUGGUUUUGUACAAAAAAUGGUACCAUAAUUAUUAUUCCAGCGAGUUUGAGCAGAUUUUCGAAAAGUUCAAAUUAUUCAACAAGCAGAACAACGAGCGUGACAAGACGGUUCGAGAUUUGACUAGGAAGUAUUUCAUAGAAGAGUACGUUCUGAUCGUCAUCACAGUUUUUCUCGGUUGGUCGCUGAUAAUUGCAAUAUGCGGACAUUCAUUGUUUGAUUCAACUAUGCCGAUUCGGGCCAAAUUCCCAAUGGAAAUGGAUUCAGCUGGACACUCUGCGAUUAUCUUUUGCUUUCAACUGUGGAUGAGUACCUUUAUCAUACAGGCGAUAGUCUUUAUCGACGGCAUCGGGGGCCAGGUUAUGAGUCAGAUGACACUCCACUAUCAUGUUUUGUUUCGUGACUUUAAGGCAAUCGGCACGGAUGAAUGUGACAGUGCCCAACUAGAGCGGGAUGCGCAAAAGUUAAUUAAAAGACAUCAGGAAUUAUUGGACUUUGGUCAGAAGGUCAACGCUCUGUAUCAACCGAUGCUGAUGGCGCAACUUGGCUGCAGCUUAUCGAUGAUUUGCCUCACAGCGUUUGAAGCAACAAUAACUACCGAUGAAUUGUUCAUAUUUCUACGCUUUACUGUUUACGCGAUAUCAGUAUUCAUUCAACUUCUGUACUGGUGUUAUUAUGGCAAUCGGGUAACGCACAUGUCAUCAACCAUCAAUGAAGCUUUGGUUAACUGCAAUUGGAUGGAAGGGAACUCUUCGUUCAAAAAAGAUCUAAUGAUAGUAAUGAUGCGAGCUCAAAAGCCUUUUGAAUUCAGAGUUUAUGGCUAUUUUCCUAUUUCUUACGAAACUUUUCUGUCGGUACUGAGCCGAUCAUAUUCAUUCUUUACUCUUUUCAGAACUGUUAGUAAGUAGUUGGUGGAAUACAAUUUAAGUAAACUGAUCAGUUAUAGUCACUCUGCAAUUAUUGGUCAAUCAGCGGGAAACAAAAUAAUUAUAAAACAACUGAUGUGUAUAAGUCGGUGGAAAUGUAAAAUAUUACCUACAUAGCUACUGUCAGUGUCAGUAGGAUCAUAGCACUAG